Astrephomene gubernaculifera is the source of this 1423-nucleotide messenger RNA. The record is from the annotation of a GenBank genome assembly. Lineage: Eukaryota; Viridiplantae; Chlorophyta; Chlorophyceae; Chlamydomonadales; Astrephomenaceae.
AUUCGUGUCUAUAGAGUUUGUUAUAGAUUUUUGCUGGCCUGGUAACACUAUAACAGAAGUGCUCACGGCUGAACACUUUGCAGCUACCACAGGAAAGUGUUCGGCAGUAUACCUUCCAGCGCAUUACAACGCAUACACACAGAAGCUGGUAGCAUAUUAUAUAGAAAACGUUUGUAAGGAAGCGACCUUCCGAGUGGUUCCAAUUGCUCGCGAGUGCCCUCGCCCGUAAUGGGGAAGCGGCGGGGGCAAGGGGGUGAACCCCGGGAAGAUCAGUAUGGCGAAUUUAACGUCUCCCAGGAUAAACAGCAUUUCUCGGGCUUCAGCAGCGGCAAGGGACUCAGUGGGGGCGGCACCGCGGGCGGCUCAAAGAAGGGCAUGGACUUUACCUUCCAGCGGCAGGUGCCCAAGUUCCUGCAGAAGUACUCCCACCUGAUGGGGAAGACGGCGGCGGACGAGGAUGAGCCCGUGGUGCUGGGCGGAGAGGGCAAAGGCGGGCAGCCGGGCCAGCAGGAGGAGGAGUCGGAGGAGCAGGAGGACAACAUUGAGGCUGACGCCCUCCGUCGCGCCAUGGCGGACAACCCGGAGCUGGCGGCGGAGUUCGGGGGGGCGCUGGCGAGCAAGUUGAAGCAGGCUGAGGCUGCUGAGGAGAAGGAGCGCGGCAACUCGCUGUUUGGGCGCAAGAAGUACGAGGAGGCGGUGCGCAGCUUCACGCGCUGUAUCGAGCUGGACCCUAGCUGCGAGGUGUACCACUCAAACAGGUCCGCCGCAUACGCAGCCAUGGAGCGGUGGGAGGAGGCCGCGGAGGACGCGCGGCGCGUGGUGGUGAUGAAGCCGGGCUGGGCCAAGGGCUGGGCGCGGCUUGGGGCGGCGUGCAUGGGGCUCAAGCUAUACGGCGAUGCGCGUGAGGCGUACGAGAAGGCGCUAAAGAUUGAGCCCGACGACCAGGGGCUACGGAAGGCAUGCGAGAAGGCUGAAAUUGAGGAGCUGAAACAGAUCAAGGAAGGAAAGCACACGUUCAAGAAGAUGCGCACUGGGGAUGGCACUGGCAAGGAAGCGGCCAAGCGGGGCGCUGCGGAUGGCAAGGAGAAGCCCAGCGGAGUCGAUCGCGGAGCGUUUGGAAGAAGUGACGUGCCACGGGGCAGCGCAAACACACGGAUAUUGUCCUUUGGUGCGGAAGAAGAUGAGGAAGAAGGGUAGCGCGGUACAAGAGUGCCGACGCGUUGGUGUCACUGGUGGGCUAGCCUAGCCACAGAAGCCCCGCGUUGUUUCUGUAGGUUGGACUCUGGUCAGCACGCUAAUUCAAGCUGGCACGUCUUCUAUUGCAUACAUGUUCCAGCUGAGUACGUGUACUGCAUGAGGGGUUGCAAGUAACAAAGGGUGUGGAUGAGAGCACACAAACCGCAUGUUACAUACCCACGAGAGG